Molecule: messenger RNA, 3113 nt
Organism: Cadophora gregata
Lineage: Eukaryota; Fungi; Ascomycota; Leotiomycetes; Helotiales; Ploettnerulaceae
Gene: TBF1
Product: TTAGGG repeat binding factor
Exons: 5
Coding region: 135-2204 (689 amino acids)
Biological process (GO): telomere maintenance via telomere lengthening
Molecular function (GO): protein homodimerization activity; double-stranded telomeric DNA binding
Source: RefSeq, a predicted model, not a curated record
GUCAAACCCAAGCCACCUUCGACGCUGAUAAUCCAGUACUUUGGUUCUGGCGCUUUAUUCGAUAGUGGAAAUACAUUCAGUUUGCAAUUCCUCUCUGGUAGUAGCCAGAAUUGAAGGGCAGAAAUCUAUUCACCAUGGCUGCAGCUAUGGCUUCCUCAAGAGAGGAGAUGGACGUUCCUAUAAAGCAUGAAGUCUCCGAUUACCCCACAUCCUUCACUUCCCCGGAUACCUCCCCAUACCUCAAACGACGCCGAUCAGAGCAAUCACAAGACACGGGGGAGAAAAGGCAGAGGCUUGAUUAUGCUGCCCCAUACUCCAAUGUACCUAUGGAGAGCCCAAGCAUUGCAGACCUGGCAGAGCAGGCUUCGAAGGCAGUGAUGAAGCAAUUCGAGCUGGAGAAUCAAGCACGGAAUCAGACUCAGACGUAUCUACCGCAACCUCCACCACCUUCAAACAUCACCUCCUUUACUCCUGCUCCGACCGAGAACGAGAGUGGCGUACCAGCUGGGAGUGAUUUUAUAUCGGAUCCGUAUCUCUACAUGCGGAUUUUUAGUCUUCCAAUACUAGAAAGCUUGUCUACCCAGAUACUGUCAACUUUAGCACAAGGACCCUAUAGCGAGACCAUCCGAAUAGUCCAAGAUCCAGACUCCGAACUUGGGCAAGCAUAUGCCACCCUGAAGUCGCUCUUCGACCAAACAAAAAGGAUAUAUUCGAAAGAUGGACUUUUUCUCUCCGCAGACGAAUUGAACAUCAAAGAGCCCGAGCACCGAGCCACUAUUCGGACCACAAAUUUGGCUUCAUUCUCGGCGGCAGUAUUCGCAUCUUCCGUUGGGUUCUACGAAUUGAGCUCUUCGUUCAUUGAUAUUGUUACACCUGACGGAGCUUGCCUAGAGAAGGAACCUGGGGAGCUUCUGGUAAACCUGAAAACACAAAUGUACCUGUCCAUGGUUACUUCAGAGGAGCAAACAGAUACCAAGGAGGAUGUGCUAGAAGAGAUGUUCCCAUACGAUUUUGAUGAGGUGCUGAGGCAGCGGCAUCCUGAUAUCCCAUUGUCUCAGGACGAACUUGAAUUUGUAAAUUCAAUAAACAGUCGAAGAGAAUAUCUUAUGAACGAGCCUACGGAUGUAGAUUCAAUACAGGCACUAUCUGAGAAAUUUGGCUGGGAAGGCUUCUUGACUGGCGUCAGCAGCUAUCUGAGGAAGAAUUAUGAACCACUUCUGGCUCCCUAUAUGAAGCGCCAUUCACUUACCGCACCUGCAUCACCUCGACGGACGCCAGCAGCAGAGAAUCAGCAGACCUCUAUGAACACUUUUCAAAGUGCUAAUGGUGCAUCAAGCACUUUCGACCAGGAUAUAUCAGUACAUGCGCAACUUGCUGCUGACGAGGUCCUGAAAGCGCUGGGCUACAACAUUUCUCCACAGCAGAAUUCUGUUCCCACGCAUCAAAGCCAGAAUACCGCUUCGAACGGCUCUCUCCUUCCCCCGGAUCUCAGAAACACUGUGCCAUAUCCCACGCAAAGUGCGCCAACCCAAGUUUUGUAUGAGAAGGCUAGGCGAGCUGCCAGUACCAAGGCGAACACUGCAAGUGCGCGUCGACCUGGGACGCCUAGUCAGAGACGACCAUGGACCAAUGAAGAGGAAAACACUUUGAUGGCUGGGCUCGAUCAAGUUAAGGGACCACACUGGAGUCAGAUUCUUGCCCUUUAUGGACCGAAUGGUUCACUUAAUGAUGUCUUGAGGGAUCGAAACCAAGUUCAGCUGAAAGAUAAAGCGAGGAACCUCAAACUAUUCUUUUUGAAGAGCGGCAUUGAAGUGCCUUAUUAUCUUCAAUGCGUUACAGGAGAGCUCAAAACCAGAGCCCCAAGUCAAGCUGCCAAGCGAGAAGCAGAGCAGAGAGCACGUCUCGCUGGUGAGGAUGAACAGAUGCGCCAAGAAGGCAUCUCGGCUCUCAGUGGUAUGGCAAGUCAGAGUAUGGCGAACGGUGAAGACUUUUCCGGAAGUGCGUCUCCGGUGCAUUCGGAGGACAGUCAAGACGAGGGGGCUGAAGAGUUCCAUGUCGUUGAGCCAGAAAUGGAGGAGGCGCAAGAGACGAAAGAGGCAGCUUUACAGCCGUCAAAGCCUCCCACGCCACCGAUAUUGUCGGAUGAGGAACACCUGCGGCAGAGCCUGAUGGCUGCUAACGCUGGCAAUUCAAUAGCUGGGUAGUGGCUUCUGCCUCUUGGACGAUACAAGCGAGUUUCAGCAGUGGGAAGCAAAGAGCUCCCGUUCCCUCGCACCUGAGAGCAAAGGAACAGUAUUAACGACAGGAUCUCUCAAAAGUGUUCCUAAUGGCAUUCCAUCAAGUCAAACUCAAACAUCUGACCGAAUUUCAUAUACUGGAACCUGAAUUUGUGACUUUUGCGCUUGCGUUUAUCAUGCCUGUCAACACUAUCGCAUUCCAAAAAUGGUACUCGACGGGACAUUAGAUCAAACCGCUUUCGCAGGCCUCGAGGACCAAGAAUUUGCUGCUGCCUAUCACUGCUUACCCGGGGCUGAGCUGUUUGUAAGUAGUGAAUUAUGUAUAGGUAAUUCUUUACCCUCACCGCGUUGUGAAGAUGAGGCAGAACGGGAAGGAAUCAACUGGUUGAGAAGCUCUCUAUUGGCAAGUUACAUGGGUAAACAUAAAAAAGGGCAAUGGAUGAACAUCAACAGACCUUAAGACACGCCGAGUGAACUUUUGCAGCUACGCAGGAAUAUAAUGCGCCAAAUCUUCUAUUAUGAUUAAGUCUACCUAUGGACUCCACAGAGGUUUAAUCAACAAGGUUCCUCCACACCAACAACAAACAACAAAGCAGCCAAGAGAGAACAGAAGCAGAGCCUAAGUGAUGCUGUUAUUAGAAGUCACCUAAUACCCAUGUAUCGCCCUCUUGGUAGAUGGAAGCCUCAAGACAAUUUUUCACGUGAAUUGUCAGUUAAACUUGCCGUUUUGCCGUUUCGCCGUCUCCGCGUUGUUCGUCUGUUGACCUCUGUGUCUCUUCCAUUUCCUGAAUGAUUCACAGCUCCACGCUGGUGAGAGACCGGGAGAGAACGAAGGAGUACCAAUAGCUCACAGGUAUAAUGCAAAAGUUUAAAAAG